Molecule: messenger RNA, 1033 nt
Organism: Camelus dromedarius (Arabian camel)
Lineage: Eukaryota; Metazoa; Chordata; Mammalia; Artiodactyla; Camelidae
Product: keratin-associated protein 12-1-like
Exons: 1
Coding region: 438-758 (106 amino acids)
Source: RefSeq, a predicted model, not a curated record
GCAGGCCAGCGCUGUCCCACAGGCUCCCGCUUCGGCGUUGUCCUCUGCAAAAAACCCUCAAAAUACAGUAUUGCCUCAAAGUCUUCGCUGACAUCACGAGACCUAAAGGAGUAAGAGGUUACGUCUCUGAGUCCAUGCAAGGGUGUGCUGCGCACAGUGAUGGCCGGAGGAACAGCACACACCCCACGUAAAUUCAGACCAGAACAUCCUGUUUACAGGAGGAGGAAUUGGCCUCAAAGCCAAACUAAUUUGUGGUGAAGAACAAUACAGGAAAGCGCGUCCCAGGAUAAUAAGAUGUUGGCAACAACCUCGAGGAAGUCAGCAGGUGAGCUUCUGCGCUGCUGGGACGCCCACGGCCCGGGUAUAAAGGCCGCCCGGGCAGGGAGGCUGCAGACAUCACCGCCCUCCUCCCGACGCCAGCCCAGCCCUAAGCCACCAUGUGCCACACCAGCUGCCCCUCCGGCUGCCCGGCUGCCUGCUACGUGCCCAGCUCCGGCCAGGCGUCCUGCUGCACGGCCAGGCCCUGCCAGGCGUCCUGCUAUGUGCCCCUGACCUGUAAGCCAGCUGUGUGCGUGCCCGUGAGCUGCAAGCCCACCGUGGGUGUGGCCCCCUCCUGCCAGUCCUUUGUGCGUGUGCCCGUGAGCUACAAACAGGUUGUGUAUGUGGCCCCCUCCUGCCAGUCCUCCGGGUGCUACCAGCCCCCCUGCCCCACCCUGGUCUGCAGACCCACCUCCUGUAGCACCCCCUCGUGCCUUUGACCGUGAGCCUCCUCCCAGCUGCUCCCAGUGAAGACGGGGCCACACCUGUGCCCCUCCAGGCACGAGUCCUCGGUGGACCUCCAGUUUCUGCACGUGGCAGAUGGAAAGCGUGCUCCACCAACCCCCUGACCUCCGCGGUGAGAAUGUGGACGGAUGACCUGGACCCUUCCGUGAACUUGUGCACCCCCGUCAGGAAGCCCUGGCUCCCGGGGUCCCUCUCGGUCUCCAGCAGGAAACCACACACCGUGUGUGACAAAUAAACUCUGCUUUCUCAG